Condylura cristata (star-nosed mole) is the source of this 3548-nucleotide messenger RNA. RefSeq names its product dynamin 2 (gene DNM2). Gene Ontology annotation, molecular function: microtubule binding; GTP binding; GTPase activity. The record is from RefSeq and is a predicted model, not a curated record. The transcript has 22 exons. Gene Ontology annotation, cellular component: membrane; microtubule; cytoplasm. Lineage: Eukaryota; Metazoa; Chordata; Mammalia; Eulipotyphla; Talpidae. The coding region runs from base 124 to 2772 and encodes 882 amino acids.
GCGGACGUCGCGCCAAGGCUCGGGCGGGCGGGGAGCAACGGCCGCGGACGCCGCGGGGCCGCGUCGUUGAGGGCAGGGAGCGGGCUGAGAGCGCCGGGCGCUCAGGCCGCGAUCGCCGGCGCCAUGGGCAACCGCGGGAUGGAAGAGUUGAUCCCGCUGGUCAACAAGCUGCAGGACGCCUUCAGUUCCAUCGGCCAGAGCUGCCACCUGGACCUGCCGCAGAUCGCCGUGGUGGGCGGCCAGAGCGCGGGCAAGAGCUCGGUGCUCGAGAACUUCGUGGGCCGGGACUUCCUUCCCCGAGGUUCAGGAAUCGUUACCCGGAGGCCUCUCAUUCUGCAACUCAUCUUCUCAAAAACAGAAUAUGCUGAGUUUUUGCACCUCAAGUCCAAAAAGUUUACAGACUUUGAUGAAGUCCGACAAGAGAUUGAAAAUGAGACUGAAAGGGUCACGGGGUCCAACAAAGGCAUCUCCCCAGUGCCCAUCAACCUGCGUGUCUACUCACCACAUGUGCUGAACCUGACCCUCAUUGACCUCCCGGGCAUAACUAAGGUGCCUGUGGGGGACCAGCCCCCAGACAUUGAGUACCAGAUCAAGGAAAUGAUCCUGCAGUUCAUCAGCCGGGAGACCACCCUCAUCCUCGCCGUUACUCCUGCCAACAUGGACCUGGCCAACUCCGAUGCCCUCAAGCUAGCCAAGGAGGUCGACCCCCAAGGCCUGCGGACCAUUGGCGUUAUCACCAAGCUCGACCUGAUGGAUGAAGGCACUGAUGCCAGGGACGUCCUGGAGAAUAAGUUGCUUCCUUUGAGAAGAGGCUACAUUGGUGUGGUGAACCGCAGCCAGAAGGACAUUGAAGGCAAGAAGGACAUCCGUGCAGCGCUGGCAGCUGAGAGGAAGUUCUUCCUCUCCCAUCCAGCCUACCGGCACAUAGCCGAUCGCAUGGGUACGCCACUCCUGCAGAAGACCCUGAAUCAGCAACUGACCAACCACAUCCGGGAGUCGCUGCCAGCCCUGCGCUGCAAGCUGCAGAGCCAGCUACUGUCUCUAGAGAAGGAAGUGGAGGAAUACAAGAACUUCCGACCCGAUGACCCCACGCGCAAAACCAAAGCCCUGCUUCAGAUGGUCCAGCAAUUUGGGGUGGACUUUGAGAAGAGGAUCGAGGGCUCUGGAGACCAGGUGGAUACGCUGGAGCUUUCUGGGGGCGCCCGGAUCAAUCGAAUCUUCCACGAGCGGUUUCCCUUUGAACUGGUGAAGAUGGAGUUUGAUGAGAAGGACUUGAGACGGGAGAUCAGCUAUGCCAUUAAGAAUAUCCAUGGCGUCAGGACUGGGCUCUUCACCCCGGACAUGGCAUUCGAGGCCAUUGUGAAAAAGCAGGUCGUCAAGCUGAAAGAGCCCUGUCUGAAAUGUGUCGACCUGGUUAUCCAGGAGCUAAUCAAUACAGUUAGGCAAUGUACCAGUAAGCUCACCUCCUACCCCCGGUUACGAGAGGAGACGGAACGAAUCGUCACCACUCACAUCCGGGAACGGGAAGGGAAAACCAAGGAGCAGAUUCUGCUUCUGAUUGAUAUCGAGCAGUCCUACAUCAACACGAACCAUGAGGACUUCAUUGGAUUUGCCAACUGUUACUAUACUGAGCAGCUGGUGACCGGUGCCCAGCAGAGGAACACACAGCUGAACAAGAAGAGAGCCAUCCCCAACCAGGGGGAGAUCUUGGUGAUCCGCCGGGGCUGGUUGACCAUUAACAACAUCAGCCUGAUGAAGGGUGGCUCCAAGGAGUACUGGUUUGUGCUGACAGCUGAGUCACUGUCCUGGUACAAGGAUGAAGAGGAGAAAGAGAAGAAAUACAUGCUGCCCCUGGACAACCUCAAGAUCCGUGAUGUGGAGAAGGGCUUCAUGUCUAACAAGCAUGUGUUUGCCAUCUUCAACACGGAGCAGAGGAACGUCUACAAGGACCUGCGGCAGAUCGAACUGGCCUGUGACUCCCAGGAGGACGUGGACAGCUGGAAGGCCUCAUUCCUCCGAGCCGGCGUCUAUCCUGAGAAGGACCAGGCAGAAAACGAGGAUGGGGUCCAGGAGAAUACCAUCUCCAUGGACCCACAGCUGGAGCGACAGGUGGAGACCAUUCGAAAUCUGGUGGAUUCGUACGUGGACAUCAUCAACAAGUCCAUUCGAGACCUCAUGCCAAAGACCAUCAUGCACCUCAUGAUCAACAAUACAAAGGCCUUUAUCCACCAUGAGCUGCUGGCCUACCUGUAUUCAUCGGCAGACCAGGGCAGCCUCAUGGAAGAAUCUGCUGACCAGGCCCAGCGGCGUGAUGACAUGCUACGCAUGUACCAUGCCGUCAAGGAGGCACUCAACAUCAUCGGGGACAUCAGCACCAGCACCGUUUCCACACCCGUGCCCCCGCCUGUUGACGACACUUGGCUCCAGAACACCAGCAGCCACAGCUCCCACAGCCCAAAUCCACAGCGCAGACCCAUAUCAAGCGUGCACCCCCCAGGCCGACCCCCAGCGGUGAGAGGCCCCACCCCAGGGCCCCCCCUGACUCCCAUACCAGUGGGUGCAGCAGCCUCGUUCUCAGCGCCUCCCAUCCCGUCCCGUCCUGUAUCCCAGAACAUAUUUGCCAACGACCCCUUCUCAGCCCCUCCUCAAAUUCCGUCUCGGCCUCCUCGGAUUCCACCUGCCAUCCCCCCAGGACUGCCCAGCAGAAGACCCCCUGCUGCGCCCAGCCGGCCCACCAUUAUCCGCCCAGCCGAGCCGUCCCUGCUCGACUAGGCUGCAGGGGGCAUGUUCUCGGGGGUCCUCGAGCACCUGAGGUGCAGGAGCUUCAGUGGUCUGGGUCCCUGUCACCCCUGGCCCUUCCGUCCCUCUGCUGGGACCAGGCUCCCUGUGGGCAGCCCCUGACUCUUCCCUAACCCUGACUGCUCCUCCCUGACAUAGCACUGAGUAAAAGGAUCCUGAAUCCCAGGGUCGGGGUGCUGGGGUGUUGCACUUUGAUGGGAUGGCAUCUGGGUAGCAGAGAAAGGAACUGCACCCUGGGCACUCUCUUGAAUAAGGGUUCCAGGCUGAGCUGGGGGUACUCAUCCAGGGGCUUUUCUGAACAGGAAGCCAAGCCUUUUGGAAACUGGGGCACCAAGGGCACCUGUAUCCCCACCCCAAUCCUUGCUGGGAUGGAGGGAGUGUGUCCGCGCCGCAGCAGUGGGAGUUCCCGGUGCUGCCCAAGUUGUACAUAUUCUUUCCUUGUCAUAUUAACCAACCAGCCCAGCCUUGGCUGCUGGAGGUGCCUUUGCCAGGACUAGAUCUCUCCACUGGCCAGCCUCACUCUGUCUUCCCUCAAUCCUACCCACCCACCCUCUUCGUGGGUUCCCAGGAAGGCUUGGGCUCAGGGCUGAAUGGCUGAGGAAGGUUGGAGGGCCUCUGGGUUCCCACCCAUGGUGGAUCCCAGACAGCCUCUCUCUGAGCACAUCUUCUCGCUCCUUGCUCAGUUUGACCACUGUAAGUGCCUGCACUCUGUAUCCUAUUAAUAAACUAAAAUAAAGGGAAGAAGCUUC